AUGCGCACUCUGGUACAUCUACUCGCGUUUGGCUUGGUUAACUUGUGCCUAGUAACUGCAACUGUUGUUGGUCCACAAUUCCACCGCGCCCCCUCCAAGAGAGCAAAUGUCCUAGGUCCCGUUUCAACCGUCGAGGUCGUGAAUAAGGUCAUUGCACCAGAUGGCUUUGCUCGAUCGACUGUUCUUGCCGGUGGGACAUUCCCCGGUCCCCUAAUUCAGGCGCAAAAGGGAGACGAAUUCUUGCUCAAUGUUACUAACCUACUAAACGAUACCUCCAUGGACAUCACAACAAGCAUCCAUUGGCACGGUAUCUUCCAGCACCAGUCCAAUUGGGCCGACGGAACCGCAUGGAUUACCCAGUGCCCCAUACAGCCUAACGGGAGCUUCUUGCACAGGUUCACUGUUAUCUAUGACCCAGAUGAUCCCCUUGCUGAUAUGUAUGACGUCGACGAUGAAUCGACCAUCAUUGUGCUCUCUGACUGGUACCACAAGCCUUCUCCGCUGUUGUACAACCCCCCUUUCACGCCGGAUUCUACACUAAUUAAUGGACUUGGUCGUUAUCCAGGUGGUCCGUCUUCACCACUCGCUGUCCUUAAUGUCACACAAGGGCAGAGGUAUCGGUUUCGGAUCAUCGGGGCAUCUUGCGAUCCGUGGUUUAACUUCACAAUUGAUGACCACAACAUGACGAUUAUCGAAGCAGACGGCAAUGAAGUGGAACCAGUGGUCGUUGACUCACUUGCGGUGUAUGCUGGCCAGCGCUACUCGGUCGUCGUCACUGCCGAUCAACCCGUGGACAACUACUGGAUUCGAUCUGUGUCCAAUUUCCCUAAUCAGACCUUUGACGGAGGACUCAACUCGGCCAUUCUGAGGUAUGGUGGUGCACCCAUUCAAGAUCCCACGACGGGCCCAGGACCGUACGUUCUGCCGUUUGAUGAAAGUGCCCUUCAUCCUCUUCAUGGCAGUGGUGUACCUGGUACUCCUGGGCAAGGUAACGCGGAUGUCAAUAUUAAUCUCAUCACGGGUAUCAACGCUGCUCAGGGAGUGUACACCAUCGAUGGUGUUGCCUUUGUUGACCCUCCACUUCCCGUACUCCUUCAAAUUCUUAGUGGUGCUCUGAACCCUUCACAACUGCUUCCAAACGGGAGUGUCUACGAAUUGCCAUCCAACAAAACGAUCGAGAUUAGUAUUCCCGCAACAGAUCUCACCGUCGGGGGAGCGCUGGGUGGUCCGCACCCUAUGCACCUUCAUGGGCAUGCAUUCGAUGUCGUCCGCGUAGCGGGCAAUAGCACAUACAACUACGUGAAUCCGGUGCGGAGGGAUACAGUAUCUCUUGGUAGCCAAGCACAGAAUGACAACGUAACAAUACGUUUCACCACCAACAACCCCGGACCUUGGUUUUUCCACUGUCACAUCGAUUGGCACCUUCACAAUGGAUUUGCUGUUGUCAUGGCGGAAGCGCCAUCAGCAGCUGAAGCCCAGGAAAGCAAAGCCACUCCGGAGUAUUGGUACCAACUGUGCUCCUCACAAGGCAUUAGCAGGUAGCACAAGUGCAUACCAUGACUCUACCAGCCAGCAAGUACAUGCACCAUUAUAUUUGUGCUGUUACGAUAUGCCGAGUUUUUUUCUCGUAAUCUUGCUAUCCUUCCACUGUUACCCAACUUGUUCCAGCUGCCCUCGAACUCGCAGAUAUCCUAGGAGUACAAAAUUUCCCUUAAUGACUACAUACUGUGGACGUAUUACACCUCUUUCUGGCUCAACAUUGAACGUCUCUCGCCGUCAUAUGUCCAUACCGAAGGCACCUAUCAGCGCUGUCUAUCCCUGGCACAUGGAAACCUCUGAAGGAGCAAAGUCCGCAGAUGGAUGAACGUAGCACCCCGGAGGUGCUUC
This is a messenger RNA of Pisolithus orientalis, 1887 nucleotides long. Its product is annotated as laccase. Gene Ontology annotation, molecular function: copper ion binding; oxidoreductase activity. The record is from RefSeq and is a predicted model, not a curated record. NCBI's taxonomy places the organism in Eukaryota, Fungi, Basidiomycota, Agaricomycetes, Boletales, Pisolithaceae. The coding region runs from base 1 to 1542 and encodes 513 amino acids. The transcript has 12 exons.